CAAACAUCAAUUGAAUUGACGAGUCCUUCCACUCCUCGGCUUCACGAGGCGCAUAAAUCGAUUGCAGGCCACGGGUAGCUAUUUCUUCAUCUUUUGGUAUUUAUAUAAGGUAAGCCUGACUCCCAGAACUCAUAAUCUCCACGGCCUUGGCGGCCUCCGCUUGGGCUUUCAGCUAUCGAGCGACAGCCUCAAGCAGACGGCCCUCGCUGCACACUUUUCAUCUUAUGGUAGGGCUCCACGGGUAUCCAUUCCUUCGAUUGAUAACGCAAUUAGAUAGGCAACUUGAUGUUUUUCCUCUUCUCGGCUUCCCUAUUACCUAUAGCUUCCUUGAUGAAUAGUAGAGGGGAAAGUCUUGCUGCCAGGCAGUGUCUACUUUCCAAGGUGAUGUAUAUCCCCCUUGUUCUGAAGAAAAACUUAAGUAGGUUUUGGUUACCAGAGCGACGGCCAGUGUCGAGGCUCAGAACUACACACGAGCCAUCACCCCACCUAUCCUCUGAACAUGAUAAGACAAUUUAGGAUUAUUUAACCUCCUAACCAAGUCGAACUAGGAAGAGCAAGAAGGUUAUUUGGAACUUCUUAUUGAAACUUGUUGGAUAGUGAAGGUAUAGGAGGGCGCCAAGAGUCAUCCAGCUUCGCCUUGCAGUCUAGCAUUGAGACUCUCUAUGAAUCUUUUGCGAUUCGUCUUCCUGUCCUCGGGGUUUGAUACCUAAGAAAAACAACGACCUCACUCUAAGCUCAAUUCAUCUCUCAACUUCUGCUUGUUAUUCAAUGAUGAUCACAAGCCUAGUAUUCACUCCUAGAAUAGAAUCAAACAAGUACGCACCUGGUCAAUGUUGAACAUAUCCUCUAGACUAGUCUAUUUCUUCACGCUGCUUCAUAUGUAACAGGGCCUUGGACUGCGACUCAGCCAAGCAAAGAGCAAGCUUUUGUCUGCGGACGCAUACGACGUCCGUCAACACCGUAGGCGGUUAUUACAGCUUGAGACCACGAG
Molecule: messenger RNA, 991 nt
Organism: Colletotrichum godetiae
Lineage: Eukaryota; Fungi; Ascomycota; Sordariomycetes; Glomerellales; Glomerellaceae
Exons: 1
Coding region: 286-516 (76 amino acids)
Source: RefSeq, a predicted model, not a curated record